AACCAGUCAACCACCUCCCAGACAAAAAAAAACAAAAAGCGUUUUCUCAACUGCGUGAUCGCAAAACGCAGUUGCAGCGUACUAGGUACAUGAAUCCAAAGCUAGACAGAUAGAUCUCGACGAGGGAAAGAGAGCCAAGUAGCUAGUAGUUGCAUGAUCGAAGCUGGACAAAAAUUUAGUUGUCUCGACAUAUCAGCCGACUGUGUCUUCAGUUAUGGAACCAAUUCCGCCAUCUCCAAUCAUAUGGCCAAAUGGUGGUGUCCUCACAAACGAAUGGGUACAUGGGUUAAUGUCUUCUUUCGAAUGGUCUUCAUGGAAUCUCCCUCCUUCCCAGUUACCAUCACUAAUGCCAGUUAAUGUCAUCGAUUCCCUCAUCCUCACGGCUUCCAAAAUCCUCCACAAAGAGCGUAAUUGUGUUCAUGUCGAUGAUCUUGACUCUGAAUCCAAGGUUGUUGUGGUAGGAGACAUUCAUGGCCAACUCCAUGACCUUCUCUUUUUGUUGAAAGAUGCUGGCUUCCCUUGUCAAAACCGGUUUUAUGUAUUCAACGGAGACUAUGUUGAUCGUGGUGCUUGGGGACUUGAGACAUUCCUUCUCCUCUUGUCAUGGAAGGUUUUGAUGCCUAACAGAGUCUACCUUCUUCGUGGUAAUCAUGAAUCGAAGUAUUGUACGUCUAUGUACGGUUUCGAAAAUGAGGUGCUUACAAAAUAUGGUGACAAGGGAAAACAUGUGUACCGCAAAUGUUUGGGUUGCUUUGAGGGUCUACCUUUGGCUUCUAUAAUUUCGGAACGUGUUUAUACAGCACAUGGAGGACUUUUCCGUAGCACAGUAUUGCCUAAGAGAGCAAGGGGAAAGAAAAACCGUCGAGUGCUUCUUCCAGAACCUGAACCGGCUUCAUUGAAACUCGGAACUUUAGAAGAGUUGAUGCAAGCUCGAAGAUCAGUUCUAGAUCCUCCUUGGGAAGGUUCAAAUUUGAUUCCUGGAGAUGUUUUGUGGUCUGAUCCUUCAAUGAUUCCAGGCCUUGCACCAAACGAACAACGAGGCAUUGGUCUUCUUUGGGGUCCGGAUUGUACAGAGGAGUUUUUGAAGAGAUUUGAACUAAAGUUAAUCAUCAGAUCACAUGAAGGUCCAGAUGCUAGAGAGAAGAGAGUUGGACUAGCUGGGAUGGACAAAGGAUACACAAUAGAUCAUGAGGUUGAAUCCGGAAAGCUUAUCACUAUUUUCAGUGCUCCAGACUAUCCACAAUUCCAGGCAACAAAAGAGAGGUACAAAAAUAAAGGAGCAUAUAUUAUAUUGCAGGCUCCUGAAUUCUCCGACCCUCAGUUUAAAAGUUUUGACGCAGUUACUCCACGGCCAAAGGCACAUCCAUAUUAUGAUUUUGAGAAUGUGAUUGAUUCUGAUGAUGAGAUGGAUAAGUCGGCAAUGGACACCAACGACGAACAACCAAAUCACUGAUCGUGACAAUAGCUGAAAAGGAGAAUCUUGAAGUGAAGAUUUUUUUAUAGUUUUUAUGAUUGAUCAUCAUUUGACAACAAAAGAAAAAUGGAACCAGAUGUAAAAAAAAAAAGAGAUGAUGGAAAUCAAACUGUUAUUUUAAGUUGAGAGACUAUUGGUAGAAUUAACAUUUCAGUUCUUUAUGUUAUGGUUAAGGGUGUUUUCUCAUGUGUAAUCUGUUGCGGAAGCAAAGCUUGAAAUAUAACUUACUGUCGACCUUACACUAAAGCUUUUAAUGAAUGUUUUCAAAAUCAUCUCUCAACAACACCGAUAUUGUUAGAAAUCCUG
This is a messenger RNA of Thlaspi arvense, 1780 nucleotides long. Lineage: Eukaryota; Viridiplantae; Streptophyta; Magnoliopsida; Brassicales; Brassicaceae. The record is from the annotation of a GenBank genome assembly.